AUGGUCAUCGAACGCGCCCUGAAGUCAGAGCUGGAUCUGCAUCGGACUCCCAAGUUGGUCGAAGCAAAUAUCCUUUACGGCGAAAUUGAUCCGAGCACUCAAGACAUGGCCAUCACCCAUGUUGGCCCCAUCACUAUUACUAUACAACAAGACAUGCCCUCGUCUUGGGUCAAGACAGGACCAAGCUCUGGGGUGGUUGAAGAAUUCCUACGACGCUUCUACGGAGAACGCAAGUUCGCCUGUCUUCGUGCCCGGCACUCGCGCUGGGACCCCGUCGAGGUCAGCCACCCUCUCUCCGAGCCGAUGGAGCACUAUCCAUGGAUUACCGAGGACACUCGAACUUCAGCGGACCGCUGGUUGUGUUUCUACUCACUCCAGCCUUCAGAGCUACUUGUCCGUCGGGUCGCAUCGAGCGAUGAGGGUGCUUACAUUUGUGGACCCCUCGUCAGCUCGAACAUCACGGGAGAUCUUCUCAUUACCCCAGAACACAGAAUGAGCCUCAAGUUUGUUAUCUGGAUUUAG
This is a messenger RNA of Fusarium coffeatum, 522 nucleotides long. RefSeq lists its product as uncharacterized. Bases 1 to 522 code for a protein of 173 amino acids. The record is from RefSeq and is a predicted model, not a curated record. NCBI's taxonomy places the organism in Eukaryota, Fungi, Ascomycota, Sordariomycetes, Hypocreales, Nectriaceae. The transcript is spliced from 5 exons.